UUUUGUGAUCCCUGCUCUAUUCUUCUAAGCAGAUCUGGGACUUAAGGUCUCUCCCCAGAGGCUGCCUGGGAGAUAGAAGGACUGGAAACCUGCUGCAUGUUUGGAAGACAAGAUCGACAUGAGGUCCUGGUCAGGAUUAAACUUGAUUUUCAGCAGUAGGAUUUUCUAACAGAUGUAUUAUUGGACAGGGAAUAAGGGGCCACCAGCGCUUGGAAAUUGGAUCAAGAUUGGCAUUGGCGGUCCUGACAUGUUCCGGCGUGCAGUGGGGAAGACCCUGGGGUUUGUUGGCUACACCAUCCAGUAUGGUUGCAUUGCUCACUGUGCAUUUGAGUACAUCGGGGAGUUUGUGGCGUGCUCUGGACCUUCAAUGGAGCCUACGAUCACAAACCAUGAUGUGGUGUUCUCUGAACGGUUGAGUCGUCAUUUCUACCGAAUUGAAAAGGGGGAUAUCAUAAUUGCAAAAAGUCCCUUUGAUCCAAAGAUGAAUAUCUGUAAAAGAGUAAUUGGAUUAGAAGGAGACAAAGUCUGUACCAGCAGCCCCUCGGAUGUCUUUAAAACCCACACUUACGUUCCGAAAGGGCAUGUAUGGCUGGAAGGGGAUAACCUAAGAAAUUCUACAGAUUCAAGAAAUUACGGCCCAGUUCCCUAUGCCCUCAUUCGAGGACGCGUUUGCUUAAAGUUAUGGCCUCCACACGACUUUGGUGCUUUGAACAAAAGUCCAAAUGGAAGGAUUAUACGAAGAGACUGACUACUUCUCCCCACCUGUACAAAAAACAGAUUUUGUUACAAAUGUUUUUGUUUAAAAUAAAUUAUUUAUUCUUGAAGACUGUCUUUGACUUAUUUUUUUUUUAUAUAACAGCUAGUUUAUAUUGCAAGUAAUGAAAAUAAGCCAUGUUUUA
Messenger RNA from Megalops cyprinoides (Indo-Pacific tarpon), 899 nucleotides. RefSeq names its product inner mitochondrial membrane peptidase subunit 1 (gene immp1l). Lineage: Eukaryota; Metazoa; Chordata; Actinopteri; Elopiformes; Megalopidae. Gene Ontology annotation, molecular function: serine-type endopeptidase activity. Gene Ontology annotation, cellular component: membrane; mitochondrial inner membrane peptidase complex. The transcript has 6 exons. The record is from RefSeq and is a predicted model, not a curated record. Bases 173 to 748 code for a protein of 191 amino acids.